Messenger RNA from Cyclopterus lumpus (lumpfish), 1566 nucleotides. It is a transcript of the gene sox10, whose product is annotated as SRY-box transcription factor 10. The record is from RefSeq and is a predicted model, not a curated record. Gene Ontology annotation, molecular function: DNA-binding transcription factor activity, RNA polymerase II-specific; RNA polymerase II cis-regulatory region sequence-specific DNA binding. Gene Ontology annotation, biological process: morphogenesis of an epithelium; enteric nervous system development; peripheral nervous system development. The coding region runs from base 16 to 1515 and encodes 499 amino acids. The transcript is spliced from 4 exons. Gene Ontology annotation, cellular component: nucleus. NCBI's taxonomy places the organism in Eukaryota, Metazoa, Chordata, Actinopteri, Perciformes, Cyclopteridae.
CUAAUAAAUGUAUUCAUGAAGAUGUCCAGAGAGGAGCAGAGCAUGUCGGACGUUGAGCUCAGUCCCGGCAUGUCGGACGACAGUCGCUCCCUGUCACCGGGCCACUCUUCCGGUGCGGCCGGCGGGGGGGACUCGCCUCUCCACGGGCGGCAGCAGCCGCAGCUGGCGGGUCUGGACGACUCGGUGGCGGGCUGCUCGUCCAUCAAAUCCGAGGACGAGGACGACCGCUUCCCCGCGGGAAUCCGUGACGCGGUGAGCCAGGUGCUCAACUGCUACGACUGGACCCUCGUGCCCAUGCCCGUGCGCGUGAACUCCGGAAGCAAGAACAAGCCGCACGUGAAGAGGCCCAUGAACGCCUUCAUGGUGUGGGCGCAGGCGGCGCGGAGGAAACUGGCCGACCAGCACCCGCACCUGCACAACGCAGAGCUCAGCAAGACCCUGGGGAAGCUCUGGAGGCUUCUUAACGAGAGUGACAAGCGGCCCUUCAUCGAGGAGGCAGAGAGGCUGCGGAAGCAGCACAAGAAGGACUACCCUGACUACAAAUACCAGCCACGACGCCGCAAAAGCGGGAAGCCCGGUUCUGGGUCAGGCAGUGAGGCCGAUGGCCAUUCAGAGGGUGAGGUCGGCCACGGCCAGUCCCACUACAAGGGCCUCCAACUGGAUGUGGCCCUCAUUAGGGCAGCCGGGUCCCCUCUGGCAGAUGGGCACCACCCUCAUGCUGCAGGUCACAGUCCUCCCACACCGCCUACCACUCCCAAGACCGAGCCUCAGUCUGGGAAGGUGGGAGAUGGAAAGCGGGAGGGUGCUGGGAACGGGGGCUCGCGGGGUGCAAUGGGAGCGGAGGGAGGCUCCGGUGCUCCUGGAUCUGGUAAGCCUCACAUCGACUUUGGUAAUGUGGACAUUGGUGAGAUGAGCCACGAGGUGAUGGCCAACCUGGAGCCUUUUGAUGUCAACGAGUUUGACCAGUACCUUCCCCCAAAUGGACACCCGGGGGUUGGGCAGAGUGCUGGGGCAGGAGCGGCUGCUACACCUUCCCCAGCCUCUCCUUACACCUACGGCAUCUCCUCAGCUCUGGCAGCGGCCAGUGGACACUCAGCAGCCUGGCUCUCCAAGCAACAGCAGCAGCAGCCGCUGCAGCACCACGGCCCAUCUCUGGGCUCUGACCCCUCCAAAGCCCAGAUCAAGAGUGAGGCUGGGGGCACCGGGGGUCACUUUGCAGAGGCCGCCUCGGUAGGUUCCCAUGUGACCUACACCCCCCUCAGCCUUCCUCACUACAGUUCUGCAUUCCCCUCACUGGCCUCCAGGGCUCAGUUUGCAGAUUAUGCUGACCACCAGGCCUCAGGGUCGUAUUACGCUCACUCCAGCCAGGCCUCGGGGCUGUACUCUGCCUUCUCUUACAUGGGGCCCUCCCAGAGACCCCUGUACACCGCCAUCACUGACCCAGCCAGCAUGCCGCAGUCGCACAGCCCCACGCACUGGGAACAGCCCAUCUACACGACGCUGUCGCGGCCAUGACAGACAACGAGACCAGAGAGCACUGGUGCAGGUUCAGCCCCCAUGUCAGAC